Vicia faba (fava bean) is the source of this 432-nucleotide messenger RNA. Lineage: Eukaryota; Viridiplantae; Streptophyta; Magnoliopsida; Fabales; Fabaceae. The record is from the annotation of a GenBank genome assembly.
AUGACAAUUGGGUUCAUGGAAGUACAUGUUCUCAAAGCAAAAGGCCUCAACACCACUUGUUUCUUUGGUGGAAUGGAAGAUCCUUAUGUUUUGAUACAAUAUGAAGGCCAAGAGCAUAAGAGCACUGUUGCUAAAGGUAGAGGAAGAAAUCAUGUAUGGGAUGAGAAAUUUAUGUUCAAAGUAGAUAAUUUUGGAUCAAAAGAUAAACACAAAAUCAUUCUCAAGAUAAUGGACAAAGACACAUUUUCUGCUGAUGACUUCAUGGGACAAACCAUAAUUUAUGUGAAGGAUUUGUUGACUCAAGGUGUAGAAAAUGGAGUUUCUAAGCUACCACCUCUCAAGUAUAGAGUUGUUCGUGCAGACCAAUCUUAUCGUGGAGAAGUUGAUGUCGCCAUUACUUUUACUCCAAAGGUAACAUACAUGACUAGUUAA